Messenger RNA from Penicillium mononematosum, 2316 nucleotides. Its product is annotated as pH-signaling protein PalC. The transcript has 6 exons. The record is from RefSeq and is a predicted model, not a curated record. The coding region runs from base 1 to 2316 and encodes 771 amino acids. Gene Ontology annotation, cellular component: plasma membrane. Gene Ontology annotation, biological process: cellular response to pH. Lineage: Eukaryota; Fungi; Ascomycota; Eurotiomycetes; Eurotiales; Aspergillaceae.
AUGCCUGACCCAUUGGAUACGGCCGCACUCGAACGGGAUUUGCAAAAGUCCUAUGAAAGCAAAGUUGCACCACCAAAGCUGCCAAAACGGCAAAAAAGAUGGCGACAGCCAGCAAAGAAGCCAAUUUUCGAUCUCGCGGAAGUGCCAAAAGGGUGGAACUCAGAUGAACCUGAUCUUGAUCCUGAUGACUUGGUAUCUCAAAUUGUAAGGUGCCAGGAACGGAUUGAUGAUAAUAUCAUGAGCCAGAUGUUCCAAUUCAAGCUGGAUGACUUGCUGAAAGAGAAGUACCGUCGCGACGCCAUGAUGGCCGCAGAGCCGGUUGGCUUGAGCUGGCCUGUCGUCCUGCGCUUGGACACCCUCACGAAGAUGCUAAAAUGUCUUCGCAGCGGGAACGAUGAGUGCGAUCUAAUUGGAAAUGUGACAAACAUCAUGGCAGCAUACAGAUCGGGAAAUUUGAGAUGGACACCAGGUCUUGUUACCUACUGGUCUAAAGGUGUCCAACUCUGCCAGCCGAGACCUUUCAAGUGGGAUGAAUUUGAUUUCAUCAAUGCUAAGCAUGACGGCGUCACAGGCUUUAUGGUAGAAGGGCUUGAAGGACCAGGGCCAAGCCCCCAAUUGGCGUCAACCUAUGUAGCUUCGCCAGGUCCUCAAUUUGGACAGUAUCAGAGUGGUUUCCGAUCGAGUCCUCCCUUCUCCAACUCCCCCAGUUCACCAUGGUCUACACAUUUAUCCUCCCAACCACUUCGCCUGUCUCGUUUCAAUCAUUCAUCUCCUCUACCACUCACCCCCUCUCUCCCCCAAUCCGCGUCGACAACCCGCCAUGCCCUCCGCCUCGCACUCAAGGCCCACAAACGCUUACCCCGCGGCCCGCGUCAGGACGCCCACCUACCCACAGUUUUGUCCGCGUUGAAUGAAUACAUCCCCUUCCUAUUCGCAAUCUCAAAUGGACUGAAUGGUCGCUCCGUUACAACCGAGCCAUACUCUGCUCAAGAUGGCUAUACGUCAGGGGGAACGAACCUCCGCACCGGCGAGAUAGUCGACAUCACCAUCCGCACGGAGAUACAGUCAGCAUGGAGAUGUACAUUGUCGUCCUCAGGCGGAUUGAAUUUCGGGUCCGGCGGAAAUAAUGCAAGCGGACAUGGUAUCCGCACGCGGAAUGGACGAGUCUCUGGCCGAGGCAUCCACUUCGAAUUGGCAUUCACGCUUACAACUCUGGGGUAUGUACUGAGUAGGAUGGCGCGUGCAGGAGUAGUCACUGCGCUGUACGCAUCGUCUACCCCGUCUGCGGAGGUCCGUACUGCUGCUGUGCAGACCGCAACGCGGUAUCUACUACAGGCUAGCUCGGUGCAUAAUAUGCUUGCGUCCUCGCCGACUUUCACUGCAGCUGUGUCGGCAGUACCGGAUCUUGAGGCUGGUACGCAGUCAGCUCUGUCGUCUCUGGCCAUGGCUGAGGCUACAUUACUAGCUGUUCUCAAGGAUGAUGCGUAUAUUGCCGCGUGUAUCCAGUCGCGCAAUCCAAAUGAUAAAGAGUGGAUGGUUCGUGCACCUGAGAUUCCCAAAGUGCGCGCUUUGUUAUUUGCAAGGCUCUGUGUUCGUGCUGCAGAGUACGCCGAACAAGCGGCUGCAGGGUUAGGUGCUGUUGGAUCUACGUCUGGUCGUGCAGGCCGGGUGGAUGAAGACUUGGUUCGCUAUACAGGAGUUUUGGCUCGCGUUGCUCGGGCACGCGCCUGUCGAUUCUUUGGUGUAGAUGCUGAGUUAUCCGGUAAAGUUGGUGAGGGUAUUGCCUGGUUGCGAGCUGCACGCACUUCACUCGGGCUACGUGGAGCUUCGCAGGAUGACACUGCUAGCUCCGGAGGCUCUUCAAAGGGCGGAUUGUCCCGUUUAAAGCGCGAGUGGACAGAGCGGCGCGAGGAGCGUCGAGUCACUAAAGAUGCUGGCGGCAGUCGCAGCGAAAAAGGUCCAUUGGAUGCGGGGGACGAUGCUGGCCGUGACGAGGAGGGACGAGUCCUAGCGAUGCUUGAGACAAAAUGGGUGAAAAUGAAUGACACAAUGAAUACACACCCCAUUCCACCCUCUGCACCAUUACUAUCUAAUCUGCCUUCUGGUCGAGAUAUUCACUCUUCGCCGGCACCAUACCAGCCCCCUUCUUUAGACGAGGAUCAACUCAUGCGGAUGCGUGCUCCACCUGAUGAGAGGGACGAUAUUCAGCUUGGAAGUGACGACGAUAGUGAAGACGAUGCAGGACAGCAUGAUGGCCGUGGAACUCCGGGUGCAUUCCCGGAUCGAAGUGCGACGGCUUCGAGUGUUUAUUAUUGA